GUAGUUCAUUUCCAAACUUGCACCCAUCCACCUACGCAUUUUGGAUGAGCUCGUCGUAGUCAUUUCUUAUACUCUCUCUCUCUCUCUCGUCAUGGGUCUCGGAGUAUUAGAAGACAAGUAUCUCGACCACGUCCCGGGAACGGCUCUCUUGACCGAUGUCAUCGAUCAAGAUAGCCAUCACCAUCAUGGCCGACUCGACACGUCGGCUCUACGCCACGGGAAGGGCAGAAACUCGGACAUCUUGCUAGUGCCUCAGCCCAGCAACAGCCCCAAUGACCCGUUGAACUGGCCGUUGUGGAAGAAAGACCUGAUGUUUUUCUUCAUCUGCAUCGAUACCGCCGUCGUAGGCGCCUGGGGACCCAUGAUCACCCCCGGCUUCGUCGAGAUGACCUCCCAAUUCGGCAUCUCCUACAACAAGCUCAACGGCGACCUCGGAUACGGUAUCUUGAUGAUCGGUCUAUCCUGCUUCAUCACCAACUCCAUGGCCGUCGUCUGGGGACGCAGGCCCAUAUUCCUCCUCGGCAACCUGCUGCUGUUCAUCAGCAGCAUUGGGGGUUUCUAUUCGCAUUCGUUCAACAGUCUCCUGGCGUUUCGGCUGAUAGGCUGUGUUGGGAUGUCGCCAUUUGAAGUUCUCGUCACCACCACCAUCGCAGACAUCUACUUCGUCCACGAGCGCGGCGUGCGCCUCGCAGCCUGGGGCCUCUGCCUCUCCAUCGGCGUCGGCGGCGGCACCAUCAUCUCCGGCUACAUCAUCGAGGGGCUCGGCUGGAACUGGACCUACGGCAUCUGCGCCAUCAUGUUCGGCGUCUGGAUCGUCGUCCUCUUCCUCUUCUGCCCCGAGACCGCCUACCAGCGCGACGAGAGCCUCAACACCGACCUCGGCACCGACCAGGACCGCGCCGACAAGCUGGCCGCGCAUGACAACAACAACGACAACAGCGACAAAGCAGAGGCCGACUCCCCCAAAGCCGAGCACGUCGAGGCCGAAGUCGCGGCCCUCGAGCGCGCGGCCCCGGCGGAACCGGCGUGGUCGGAACAGAAGCACAGCUACUGGCACGAGCUGAAGAUCUUCCACGGGCGCGUGUCCGACGAGUCGUUCUUCAAAGUCCUCGUGCGCCCUUUUCUCAUGCUGGCCUUCCCCCAGGUCCUCUUCUCCUUCUUCGCGUACGGGCUCACGACCUCCUGGCUCGUCGUCGUCGGCAGCGUGCUCGCGCAGCUGUUCACCGCCCCCCCGUAUAACUUCAGCGUCUCGGGCGUCGGGCUCGUCUCCAUCGCGAGCCUGAUCGGCGCCAUCGUCGGCGCGUUCAUCUCGGGCCCCAUCGCGGACUGGGUCGUCAAGUCGAUGGCGCGCAGGAAUGGCGGCAUCUACGAGCCGGAGUUUAGGCUCGUGCUCAUCGCGGUCAGCUUCUUGCUCGGCGGCAUGUCGUUCUUCGGGUUUGGCUGGUCGCUGCAGGUGCAGGACCCGUGGAUCGCGCCGGUGAUCUUCUACGGCCUGCAGUACUUCAGUGUCGGGUUCAUGACCAUCGCUGUGUACGGAUACCUGACGGACUGCCAUCGCGACAAGGCGCCCGAGGCGUUCGCGGCGAUUAAUUUGCGGAAUAUCUAUUCGUUCGGCAUGAACUACUUUAUUUCGGACUGGAUCACCCAGCAAGGCCCCAAGGAUGUGUUUUGUGUUGUGGGGGGUAUACAUGUCUUUAUUUGCCUGUGCGCGAUCCCGAUGUAUAUCUAUGGGAAGAGGUGCAGGAGUUGGACUAGUCGGGUGAAGAUUUUUGAGAAGAUUAUGCAGACAUGAGUUUCCUACUGGUAGUUCUUGGAUCGUGGGGUUGAUGUGGGAAGGUAUAGAGGAGGGUGUAUGUAUGGGACGCGGGCGAAGCAACAACC
Molecule: messenger RNA, 1881 nt
Organism: Hypoxylon fragiforme
Lineage: Eukaryota; Fungi; Ascomycota; Sordariomycetes; Xylariales; Hypoxylaceae
Product: MFS general substrate transporter
Exons: 3
Coding region: 92-1792 (566 amino acids)
Biological process (GO): transmembrane transport
Molecular function (GO): transmembrane transporter activity
Source: RefSeq, a predicted model, not a curated record